This is a messenger RNA of Epinephelus lanceolatus (giant grouper), 4279 nucleotides long. It is a transcript of the gene prss16, whose product is annotated as serine protease 16. Gene Ontology annotation, biological process: proteolysis. Gene Ontology annotation, cellular component: lysosome; endosome. The record is from RefSeq and is a predicted model, not a curated record. Gene Ontology annotation, molecular function: serine-type exopeptidase activity; dipeptidyl-peptidase activity. Lineage: Eukaryota; Metazoa; Chordata; Actinopteri; Perciformes; Serranidae.
CUCAAGCCGGUCACGGCGCACCAUACGCCCGCCUGUCGAACCAAUGACAUGGACCCGGACCCCCUCUACUUCUUUAUAACCUAGGCUACUACAGCAGAGAGGUAGGGGGCCCCAGCCAACCCAGGUGGUGAGCAACCAAACUGGGUGGAGCUUUGACCUAAUCCUGCAAGGGUCGAAAGACAAGCAAAAGACAUCCUGCACACCAUAUUUCCUGGACCAUCAAGGAGCAGGGAAACAUGUUAGUAUAUCAAACACAGAGGGUAGUCAGAUGCAAAACAGCUGACAUACACCCAACCCUUUUCAAAAGUCUUGUUUCGUUUCAGCGAGCACAGGCCCCAGAUAAAAGAAGAGAGAGAGUAGAGUGUGAGUGGACCACAGUGAGAGGGUCUCUGCCUGCCUAUGUGUAGGCUUGGGAGAUGCACUCACAAAGCCAGUAUAGUAUAAUGGUAGGCAUGUCCUGAUUAACCAGCUACUUUUAUGCAAGUUACAGUGGGCGACUGAGUGCUUGUGAUUGAAGGAAAGUUACCCAUAGAGUCCCCAUAGACUCCAGCAGAGGGCAAAGCUUGUGUGAGAAAGAGCUGUAUGUGUCAUCAUAUUUGCACAAUAUAAGUUUAAAUUAAAUUAAAAGCUGUACUUAUCAAUGGAUCAUGGAUCACAUAGAAUGAAGUGCUAAUUGCUCUGUGUCUGUUGAAUGUGUAAGCUAAUCACCGUGCCAACUUUAGCUGAUGUAAGGCGACGUGUCGUGAGUGUUGUUCUGUUUCCCCCAAGUGACUUAUUUCAUGGCAACUUUGGGGCAAUUGAAAUAAGUUCUAAACAAAACACUGAUAUAUUAUCACUAUAUGGCUGACUUGUUAGCAAAUAGUUGCUUUACACAUUCAGCAGUCACUUAGUAAUAUUAGCAUUCAUUUGGAGUUGACCUGAUGAAUGUUGGUCUGAUCCACUCUCUGCCAACAGCUAAAUGCUCCAUUAUGCUCACCACCUAUCUACUUAAUGUGUCUGUCGGCCAUUUUGUACUGGGCAGGCGGUAUGUUGGGAGCUUUGCUGAUGAAAACAGUUGCCUGCUGUCACCAGUUAAUUUUAUCACAACCAUUGCUUAUAUAAAGAAAAUAUUAAUGAUAGUCACCUUUAAUCUGUCUUUUCACGUGUUUCUCUUCUUUCGUUCACACGCUAAGGAACAGGAACUCUACAUUUCUUAAUUACUUUGAAUAGGAAGUUAAAAAAGUCUAUGAACUGAACUGUCCAUUUCUUACCAACAGUGGCAACUGUGUCAGUGUAAAUGGAUGCCGCAUCAAAGCACAACUUCUGCACAACUUCUGCACAAAUGUCUUCUUCUGACACUUUUCUCAAAACAAGUCCAAGGUCAUGUUAUCUGAAGGCAAAUUGGCUGUGAGUGUUCAUAAAAUCUGCCCAGUAGUUUUAAGAAAUGGGGGCGUUCAAAUGACAACGCUUAUCAGAUGUCAGGAAGUGGCUGAGUGUCUUCACAGCUCAGUUUGAGGAAACUGCACAAUGAUAUUUAAUGUGACACUUUAAAAUGAAAGAGCUACUGAACACCCACCGUUAAGACAAAUGUAUCUGUGACUCAAGGCUUGAGAUUGAUGGAAUCAAAUUUCGUCACAUUUUAAGCAUUUAGGUGACUCUCCUAUCGGAGCAGCUCACAGUGAUAAGAAAGUUUUUCUACUUUUGCUACUUUAGGAACAAUACAUAAGCACACUGGGGAGAGGAAAAAGUCGAAUAAACUGCUGCUAUAACUCAACCACUCCAAAAAAGCCAUGAGAAAGCAAAGAGAUCUCAUUACAGCACCAAGCUGACGCUCUAUUUUGCUGAGCAGUUUGUUAAUGGCAGAUAAUACACACACACACGCACACACACACACACACACACACAGUCUCACCCUGUUCUCAUGGUAUGCCAAAUGCAGAUCACAAUAACGCACAGGUCAUAUCACAGUUUUCCAGAGAUCACCUCAUCACUGCAGCUUCCUCCAGGGACUAUAUAGAGAGCUGAUGAGUGGCAGAGAUCCUCCUGAGUCCUGCAGGUUGAGCAUGCAUUACGCUCGGCCUAAAGUAUCCUGAUUUGGUGGUGAAGAUGCUUUUCUCUCUGGUCCGCUGUCUCAUCCUUCUACUCCUCUUGACCUUAACUGAUGCUGGGCGCACCCUGAUGAAGAUCAAGGAGCGAGUGCGUAAUCUCCAGCUGCAGAAAGCCAAGCAGCUCCUCCUGACGCACCCAGCCAGCGGUCGUCAGCCUCUCAGACAUGUGAAGGAGGGCAGGAUUCACCAGCAGCUGGACCACUUCAACCGAAAAGACGUCAGCACCUUCCCACAGAAAUUCUUUGUGAACGAGGCGCACUGGCAGCGUCCUGAUGGUCCAGUGUUCCUCUUCAUUGGAGGAGAAGGGCCCAUCUAUGAGUUUGAUGUUCUGGCAGGUCACCAUGUUGACAUGGCUGAAAAGAACGGGGCCCUGCUAUUGGCUCUGGAGCACCGUUUCUAUGGUGACAGCAUCAACCCUGACGGCCUCAAAACGGAGAACCUGGCAGACCUGAGCAGCCAGCAGGCGCUUGCUGACUUGGCUAUUUUCCACCAGUACAUCAGCCAAAGCUUCAACCUGAGCCACAGGAACACCUGGAUCAGCUUCGGAGGCUCGUACUCUGGAGCGCUGUCCGCCUGGUUCAGAGGAAAGUUUCCCCACCUGGUGUACGGAGCCGUGGCCUCCUCUGCACCUGUCAUGGCAAAGUUGGACUUCUCUGCCUACAGCGAUAGUGUUGGCCUGAGUCUCAUGAACGAAGCAGUUGGUGGCUCAGAAAAGUGUCUGGCUGGUGUGCGGGAAGCUUUUGCUGCUGCGGAAGCACUGAUGAGCAGGAAUGCCAGCCGGGUGGCCAGGGAUUUUGGCUGUUGUCAGAUCCCCAGGGAUCUUGAUGAUCAGAUUGAGCUGAUGCAAAACCUGGCCGACAUCAUCAUGGGAACAGUGCAGUACAAUGAAGAGGGGGUGCUCAUGUCUAUUGAUGAGAUCUGUACUGUGAUGACUAAUAAGAGCGAGGCAUGUGAGGAGGAGGUGGAGGCUUACAACCGCCUUGUUAAGCUUUCACAGAUCUACCACUCUACCAGCGAGGAGCCGUGUCUGGAUAUCUCCCAUGAGAAAACAGUGAAGAACCUGAUGGACACGUCCAUCCACUCAGGCCGGAGAGCAGAGAGACAGUGGACUUACCAGACCUGCACCGAGUUUGGCUUCUGUACAACACACACACACACACACACACACACACGCAUACAGCAACACGUACAUAGUCAACCAUCAUUCUGUCUUUGUCCUGACACCCUUUCUUUAUCUGUGUGUGUAGACCAGACCUGUGAGGAUGCCACCUGUCCGUUCUCUGGGAUGGUGACCCUUCAGUCCCAGAAUGAACUCUGCCCCAUACUGUUUGGCAUCUCCCAGCAUUCCCUGCCUGGACGCAUUGCCUUCACAAACACCUACUAUGGAGGAGACAACGCACACACACACAGGGUCCUCUAUGUCAACGGUGGAGUUGAUCCAUGGCGAAAGCUGUCGGUGGUCCAGGACAGGACUGAGGAAGGUGAUGAAGCUCAGACCAUUUUCAUUAAGGACACCGCUCACUGUGCUGACAUGAUGAGUGGGAGAGUCACAGACCGCUGCUCGCUCAAGAAAGCCAGACAGGAGAUUGAGAAGCAUGUGGUCAGCUGGCUGAAGAAGGCUGCACAGGAGAAGGUCUGAUCAGAUCACAUUAUAACCUGAUCAGCUCUUAUCGCUGUUUCCUUAAACAGAUAGGAAGCAGUUAAUAAGCUGGUGUGCAGAGCUGCUCUGAUCUCUCUCAUCUUCUUCCUCCUCCUCCAUUUCCUCUCUGAGCACACCCUGUUCUCCACCUCCGCACUGUCCAUUCAUAACUCAGCACUGUGCUUGAUUUGUGUGUUUGUGUGGACUGUUUUUUUUAAAGUGUACAGAUGUUUACCCUGAUUUUAAAGUUAUUACUAAUUUGGAAAUGCAGAUAGAGCUCCUUUUAUGCUUCUCUUCCCUUGCUAGUUUAGAUUUGAUAUUUGUAGAGAAUUUAAAGUUUACAUGUACUGAAUUUAUAAGUGUUUAUGCGUAUGCUCUUUUUUUUUUUUUUUUUUACAGUAUCCAUCACUUGCCAUACCCUGUAGUAUCACUAGGGUGCGAUAUUGCUACACGUGUCAAACCCUGUUCUAGCUCCUCAUUCUCUGUAAAACACAGAGAAUCAAAAUGCUGGUAUUCAUCUGUUGUCCCUAAUAAAAGGCAGGAAGUGUUGGUA